AUGAUUUUGGCAUGGAUUCACCGUUCUAUUUCUGAAUCUAUUGCUAAGUCUGUGUUGUGGAUCGAAAGCACAGCUGGCGUAUGGAAGAAUUUGCAGCUCCAUUUUUCGCAAGGUGAUAUUUCCCGCAUUUCAGAUAUUCAACAAGAUUUAUACAAAUUUCGUCAAGGUUCCCUUGAUGUUUCGAACUAUUUCACUCAGUUGAAGGUCAUGUGGGAUGAACUCGAGAAUUACCGUCCCGUUCUAGCAUGUUCUUGCGCAAUACCGUGUUCUUGUGGUGCCAUUGGUUCAAUCAAAAAUUACAGAGAGCAAGAUUAUGUUAUCAGGUUUCUUAAAGGAUUGAAUGAAAAGUUUACACAUUCCAAAUCCCAAAUAAUGAUGAUGCAGCCCCUUCCCACCAUUGACAAAGCUUUUUCAUUGGUGAUUCAACAAGAAAGAGAGAUAAACUAUGCAGGAUCAUCCAUGGCCAUUCCCACUGUUUCAACCGCCGAAGAAGCAACUGCAUUUCAGCUUCACGGUUCUCAUUCAGCACAUGCUAAUGGCAAGAAUGGUCAAUUUUUCAGAGGCAAGCCACAAGGUGGAGCUCGAGCACACAAUCGUGUUUGCACACAUUGUGGGAGAACUAAUCACACAGUUGAGACCUGUUUCCUCAAGCAUGGAUAUCCACCUGGCUUCAAAGGCAAAGGUAAAAACCAAUCUUCUGAUACUUCAAAUCAGAAUGUUGUUGCAUCUGUUCAUGCAGGGUCAGACGAAUCUCAACCAAGUUUUGGUUUUACACAAGAUCAAUACAACAAUAUUUUGGCCUUAAUCCAACAGUCCCAACUCACACCUCAAGCCAACUCCAUAUGCUCAUCCCCAUUUGGCCUAAAUUCUCAUGCUUACAAUGAUCAUGGUAAGAACCCUAAUCUAUGGAUAUUUGAUACUGGUGCAACAUACCAUAUUGCCUAUGACUUGGCUUCCUUUGAAUCAUAUAAACACAUAAUUCCAGUCCAAUGA
This is a messenger RNA of Lathyrus oleraceus (garden pea), 993 nucleotides long. RefSeq lists its product as uncharacterized. The transcript has a single exon. The coding region runs from base 1 to 993 and encodes 330 amino acids. The record is from RefSeq and is a predicted model, not a curated record. Lineage: Eukaryota; Viridiplantae; Streptophyta; Magnoliopsida; Fabales; Fabaceae.